Nycticebus coucang (slow loris) is the source of this 2637-nucleotide messenger RNA. RefSeq names its product NIMA related kinase 4 (gene NEK4). NCBI's taxonomy places the organism in Eukaryota, Metazoa, Chordata, Mammalia, Primates, Lorisidae. The record is from RefSeq and is a predicted model, not a curated record. Gene Ontology annotation, biological process: protein phosphorylation. Bases 160 to 2592 code for a protein of 810 amino acids. The transcript is spliced from 15 exons. Gene Ontology annotation, molecular function: protein kinase activity; ATP binding.
GACAACCCGGCCUAAUCGCUAUGGCAGCGGCGUCUCUGUGGGCCGGGCCUUCGCUCUCCGCCUACGGCAGGGCCACCUCUCUGGCAUGAGCGGGCCCUCCCGCCGCGGCCCGCUGCUCUACCCACUGCUGCAUCCCAGCUGUGGGCCAGUGCUGGGAACAUGCCCCUGGCCGCGUACUGCUACCUGCGGGUCGUGGGCAGAGGCAGCUAUGGGGAGGUGACGCUCGUGAAGCACCGGCGGGACGGCAGACAGUACGUCAUCAAAAAACUGAACCUCCGAAAAGCCUCUAGCCGAGAGCGGCGAGCUGCUGAACAGGAAGCCCAGCUCUUAUCUCAGCUAAAGCAUCCCAACAUUGUCACCUACAAGGAGUCCUGGGAGGGAGGAGAUGGUCUGCUGUACAUUGUCAUGGGCUUCUGCGAAGGAGGUGAUCUGUACCAGAAGCUCAAGGAGCAGAAAGGGCAGCUUCUGCCUGAGAGUCAAGUGGUAGAGUGGUUUGUACAGAUUGCCAUGGCGUUGCAGGUACCGUCUAGACUCCCAGCAUCUGAUUGCUCCAAGUAUUUACAUGAAAAACACAUCCUUCAUCGGGAUCUGAAAACUCAGAAUGUCUUCCUAACAAGAACAAACAUCAUCAAAGUGGGUGACCUGGGAAUUGCCCGAGUAUUAGAGAAUCACUGUGACAUGGCUAGCACCCUCAUUGGCACACCUUACUACAUGAGUCCUGAAUUGUUCUCAAACAAGCCCUAUAACUAUAAGUCUGAUGUUUGGGCUCUGGGAUGCUGUGUCUAUGAAAUGGCCACCCUCAAGCAUGCUUUUAAUGCAAAAGACAUGAAUUCUUUAGUUUAUCGGAUUAUUGAAGGAAAGCUGCCACCAAUGCCAAGAGAUUAUAGCCCAGAGCUGGCAGAACUGAUAAAAACAAUGUUGAGCAAAAGGCCUGAAGAAAGACCCUCUGUGAGGAGCAUUCUGAGACAGCCUUAUAUAAAGCGUCAAAUCUCCAUCUUUUUGGAGGCCACAAAGGCGAAAACCUCUAAAAAUAACAUUAAAAAUGGUGAUUCUAAAUCCAAGCCUGUUGCUACAGUGGUUUCUGGAAAGGCAGAAUCAAACCACGAAGUAAUCCACCCCCAAAUACACUCCUCUGAGGGCUUCAAGACAUAUAUAAUGGGUGAAGAAAAAUGUUUAUACCAGGAGAAACCCAUUGUUGGUCCCUUGAAGUCACCUGACAGUCUGAAAGGCCACAGCUUUAAACCAGACUUGCGCAAUACUACAGAGUCACUAGCCACCAUCAGUAGGGUAAAUAUAGACAUCUUACCUGCAGAAAGGAGGGGCUCAAUGAGUGAUGGCUUAGUUCAAGAGAAUCAACCAAGCCACUUAGAUGUGUCUAGUGAGUUAAAAGGUAAGUGCAAUAUUUCUCAAGUGAAGGAGGAGACGCUGCAGGAUAUCCCCAAAUCUGGUGCUCAGCCUGAAAUCCCGAUUCCUACAUGGUCCUCUAAUGUUAUCACUGGGGCAAAGAAUGAACCAGUGAAGCCUCUUCAGCCACUAAGCAAAGCCCCAAAGCCAAAGUACCAGGAUCAAGUUGAUGGUGAAGGUAUUAAAGAAAAACAGGGAACUGUCCUCUCAGAUUUACAGCCACACAGCUCUGGGUCCGAACCUUCCCAGUCUCGACAGCGACGGCAGAAGAAAAGGGAACAGAUUGACAGUGGGGGAAAGAGACAGUUCCAUGAGCCACCUCAACUUCUGCCUUUUCAUCCCACUUCUGGAAAAGUGGAUGUCAUACCUAUACAAAAAGAUGCUGAGAACCAAAGUAGCAUGGUGACUGGGUCUGUGAGCAGUUCAAGGAGCAGUGAGAUAUCAUCAUCAAAGGUUUGUGAGAGCAAUCGACCAUUAUCAGCCAGAGAGAGAAGGCGACUAAAACAGUCACAGGAAGAGAUGUUCCCCUCAGGCUCUUCAGUGAGGACAGCUUCUGUGAGUGCAGCAGAAACCGCAGGGAAACCACAGGAGGAAAGCCAGCCUGUUCCUGCCCAACAGUUCUCUGGCUGCAGCAUUGCUCAGGUGCAUCACACAUUCCUAAAGGAAAAGGAAAGGAAACUGAUUCAUUGUUUAUCUGAGGAUGAGUUAAGUUCUACAAGUUCAACUGAUAAGUCAGAUGGGGAUUCCAAGGAAGGAAAAGGUCAUACAAAUGAAAUGAGUGCCCUGGUACAAUUGAUGACUCAGACCCUGAAACUGGAUUCUAACGAAAGCUAUGAAGAUCUCCCAGUACCAAAUCCAGUAUCAGAAUUUAAACUUCAUCGCAAGUAUCGGGACACACUGAUACUUCAUGGAAAAGUUGCAGAAGGGGCUGAUGAAAUCCAUUUUAAGGAGCUACCUUCAGCUAUCAUGCCAGGUUCUGAAAAGAUCAAGAGAAUAGUUGAAGUUUUGAGAGCUGAUGUAAUUCGGGGCCUGGGUGUUCAGCUUUUAGAGCAGGUGUUCCAUCUUUUGGAAGAGGAGGAUGAAUUCAAGAGAGAGGUACGUUUGCGGGAGCACAUGGGCGAAAAGUAUGCAAAUUACAGUUUGAAAGCCCGCCAGUUGAAAUUUUUUGAAGAAAAUGUAAAUUUUUGAAAAUUUGUUCUAAUUUCCUGCCAGGACCAAAGACCUAUUUUCAAA